AUGGCCGACCUUUUCGAUUUCGGCGAACGGCUGGGAUUAUUUUUGAUCGUGGAAGUGGCUAGUCUCUCGGCGAUCGCAACCGGAGCUUUGCUGCUGUACAUUCUGUACGGUUCAUUCACCAGACGACAAGAUACGCGUACAGAUGGCCAUGGGCCUACAGGGGGACCCAUUUCAGACACAGACAGUGUCGAUAAUGAACCACAGGAUGUUAGCGGGUCAACAUAUUUCAGGAACCUCAUGGUGGCAGAACUCAUCCAAGCCACCGGUGGUCUCCUCAAUAUUCAGUGGAUAAUUGAUGCUUCGGUUGCAGAUGGGUCGCUUUGCACGGCGCAGGGUGUGAUGAAGCAAAUGGGAGAUGUUGGCGUCGCCCUCACCACCCUCACAAUCGCAACCCACACCUUCCUAGUACUGGGUCUGCGUUGGCAUCCCCCAACGCGGAUCUUCUCCAUCCCGGUUCCCUUCAUUGUCGUCAGCUUAAUUUGGACGUUCAUUGUCCUGGCCAUCGCCAUUCCCGCUGGUUUGCACCAAACCUCAGAUGCACCGUAUUACAGCAACACAGGAUAUUGGUGUUGGAUCAGCGAGACAUACUCGCGCGAACGCAUUGGACUAGAAUACUUCUGGUUAUGGGCCGCUGCUUUCAUCCAGGUUGCGAUCUAUGUUUUCCUCGCGUUGGUCUUCCGCGGAGUCAUUGUCAUCGAGAAAGGCAGAUUUGGCUGGCAAUCUGUCAAGACUUCGCAACUCGACCGCCAUGAUGAUGAUUACUAUAAAGGAAUAAAGGACGAGGAAGCCAAAGCAACCAACGGACGCGCGAUGCAAAUGCUGUUCUAUCCCUUGGUCUACAUCAUCACCGUGUUCCCCGUAUCAAUCGUCCGAUGGCUCGAUUUCUCCGGCUCUAGCGUUCCUCCCGGGGCAACCAUUUUUGCAGGGAUUUUGUUCUCCUCGAGCGGUUUUCUCAACGUCCUCUUGUACAGCAUCACGCGCCCAGGAGUCGUCAAAGGCUCCCCGACCUCCGUCCCAGACGCCGAGCAAGCGCACAAGCUGAACAAUGUCGCUUUCCCCCAACAAACCAGCCCCCACAGCGCGACAGCAACAAGCAUCUCCGCCAGCCAUGCUGAACGACGAAGGGCCGGAUCUGUCAGGAGUGCGAACGGAAGUACUCCUUUCAGCCCGGCGCAACGGAAGUUCGGAGUGUUGCCUGAUCUUGGGGACGAGGAUGAAGAGCAGAUGGAAUUGAGCAGCGCGAUAGGGCGGACAUAUGGCCAUCCUCAGGGCGCCAGCCACAGCAGUUCAGCUCGCCCUGGGACAGGCGACAGCUUCUUCAGCGGUCGCACUGCAACCGAACCCCCUUCGCGGACAAGAGCGCAACAGGACGAUGAUAUGGGCCGACUCCCUGACUCAGAUGACGAGAGAUAG
This is a messenger RNA of Pleurotus ostreatus (oyster mushroom), 1413 nucleotides long. RefSeq lists its product as uncharacterized. The record is from RefSeq and is a predicted model, not a curated record. Gene Ontology annotation, cellular component: plasma membrane. Gene Ontology annotation, molecular function: G protein-coupled receptor activity. Lineage: Eukaryota; Fungi; Basidiomycota; Agaricomycetes; Agaricales; Pleurotaceae. The transcript has 6 exons. Gene Ontology annotation, biological process: adenylate cyclase-activating G protein-coupled receptor signaling pathway. The coding region runs from base 1 to 1413 and encodes 470 amino acids.